AUGCAGGCACACGAUGUGGGCCGUGACCGCCGUCACCGAGGAUUGAUCGAAGACGAAGAUGCAGCCAUUGGCAAACUCGGUACAGAAUUCGACGACGUUGGAUGUCUACUCAUCUCCGAAGUCGAGCUCGUCUUUUCACAACCCGACUCGCUCGGGUCGAUGGCGAACGAGGCUGGAGCCGGUGGUAGAGACGAAGUGGCUACUGCCGUCUUCUCCAAGACCAAAGACUAUGUUUCCGAAUUCUCGCGCUACAAAGAUCCAAACACAAUCCGAGAGAUCCGAGAACUGCUCCUCAAACACGCCAAACUUGACGAAAGGUUGGUCGAUGAACACGGCAACGAGCUGCCCGAAGAAGAGACUCCAGAAGGUCUGCAAUUGACGCAAUUCGAAAUGGCUCAGUUGGCAAACUUGUGCAUCACGGAGGUGGACGAGGCGAAAGCGCUGAUCCCGACAUUGGCGACGAGGGACGAUGCCUUGUUGGACAGUUUGUUGCAGGAGCUGGAUAACAUUCGUCGCUUCUCGUAG
Messenger RNA from Sporisorium graminicola, 525 nucleotides. RefSeq lists its product as uncharacterized. Gene Ontology annotation, cellular component: RNA polymerase II, core complex; P-body. The transcript is spliced from 4 exons. Gene Ontology annotation, biological process: mRNA export from nucleus in response to heat stress; transcription initiation at RNA polymerase II promoter; nuclear-transcribed mRNA catabolic process, deadenylation-dependent decay. NCBI's taxonomy places the organism in Eukaryota, Fungi, Basidiomycota, Ustilaginomycetes, Ustilaginales, Ustilaginaceae. The record is from RefSeq and is a predicted model, not a curated record. Gene Ontology annotation, molecular function: translation initiation factor binding; nucleotide binding. The coding region runs from base 1 to 525 and encodes 174 amino acids.